Gekko japonicus is the source of this 2050-nucleotide messenger RNA. RefSeq names its product chromosome unknown open reading frame, human C12orf29 (gene RLIG1). The transcript has 7 exons. Gene Ontology annotation, molecular function: RNA ligase (ATP) activity. NCBI's taxonomy places the organism in Eukaryota, Metazoa, Chordata, Lepidosauria, Squamata, Gekkonidae. The coding region runs from base 70 to 1047 and encodes 325 amino acids. Gene Ontology annotation, biological process: response to reactive oxygen species. The record is from RefSeq and is a predicted model, not a curated record.
UGAAGGCCGGCGGCUGCUUGCUGCCUGCUUGUGUCGCCGCUAGGUGUUUGGGGGCGCGACGCGAGGGCCAUGAGUUGCCUGGGCUCGGUGCAACAGAAGGUGCCUUGCCUCUUUGUGACCCAGGUGAAGGAUGAGCCCUCGGCCAAGCGGGAGCGCCAGCCUUUUAAGGUGUUGGCUACUGAAAUGAUUACUCAGAAGGCAUUAGAUGCAGAUAUAUACAGUGCAAUUCCAACUGAAAAGGUGGAUGGAACUUGCUGUUAUGUAACUACGUAUAAAGGGCAACCGUAUCUUUGGGCUCGGUUGGAUAGAAAACCCAACAAGCAUGCCGAAAAAAGGUUUAAACGGUUCCUGUACUCAACAGACAACUCAAAAGGAUUUACUUGGGAUAUUGAAGAAGACUUCAAGCAUGUCCCUGAAUGCUGGAUUCCAGCAAAGGCAAUAGACCACUACAAUGGGAAGCCUUUUCCUGAUGAAAAUGGACAUAUUCCAGGUUGGGUGCCAGUGGAGAAAAACAGCAAACAGUAUUGCUGGCACACUUCUGUUGUGGACUAUGAAUUUGAUCUAGGUCUUGUGCUGAAACACCACCCUGAGGAAUCUGGUCUGCUGGAAAUAAGUCCUGUACCCUUAUCUGAUCUUUCAGAGCAAACACUAGAACUUAUUGGGACAAAUGUUAAUGCAAACCCUUAUGGUUUAGGAAACAAGAAACAUCCUGUGCACCUCCUUGUACCACAUGGAGCAUUUCAGAUAAAAACUCCACCAGCACUAAAUCACAACGACCUGCUCUCUUGGUUCAGUGGAUGCAAUGAAGGGAAAAUUGAAGGAAUUGUAUGGCAUUGCAACAAUGGAUAUUUAAUCAAGCUCCAUCGACAUCAUCUUGGCUUGACCUGGCCAAUUGGGGACCCUCAUUUGACUUCUCAACCAGUUGUUGUCACUUUCAGUGGGGCCAAAUAUGACUAUAAUUUUGAAUCAAAGACACUUUUUAAUUACUUUUCAAAGGUGGAUGGUCAAAGAUUCAAUAGUCUCAGAGAUAUAGUGUGGGAUCUAUGACAAGAUUUCUUUUUGUAAAAAUAGCAAUUUUUAUGACUGUCCCAUGUAUUUGGAACUGAAGUGUCAGAUUGUGUCCAGAUGUAAAUAGUAUUUAAUGUCUUCAAACCCUCAUGUAAAUAUAACAAAUAUUACUGUUCAUACAGAAGAAGAGCCAUAAAGGAAAAUCUAAACUAUGUCUCUUGAACAUCUUUAACAGUCUCAAACAGUUAAGCAUCUGAGACACUUUAUUAAAGCAGCAAGAAGCAGGUACAUGGAGUGCCAUGUUUUUUAAUUGCUGUACAGUUAUUUUCAAUAAUUGCUGUAGUAUAUUGAUCAAUAUGUAUAGGUAUAUUUAUUAUAGAAAGAUAACAUUUGACAUCGAUAGCACUGGAGUUUUCUUCUCAUUUUGUAACUUAAAAUGAUCAAACAGCUGUUUACUAGACUGCUUUGAUGCCUGAAUCUCCCUAGAACUGAGUAGGGUUUAUACUAGCCAAGGCUUUUGAGGGCAGGAGUAUUAUUUUGGACUUAAGUCAGUAUUACUGUGUACCCUUAAGGGCAGCUUCUUGUGCCAAAUGUUGUACUCUGUCAAAUAUUAGAACCCAAAACACUUGGGUAGUACAUCUAUUGGGAUAGGUACAUAUGUAGCAGUUGGCGUUCCUGUAUAUUUUGCAUGAAAAGGAAUGAUUUGGGAAGGACAGUGUCCUUUACUUUGUAGUUUAAAGGAGAGUGUAUGGUUGUAGAUACAAACUUAUACAACUGAGGCAGUAUCCAUAGGUUGGUGAUCCUCUGAUUCUGUUAGCAGUGCUCCACUAGCGAAUGUUUUACCGUUGGUGGAGCCCAAUUGUAGGAUCCACUGCCUGAGGUUAUUAGAAUACAACACGUAAUUUAAGACCCUAAGGUGUAACAUUUUACAAUAUUCACUUCAGAUAUUCUGCAUUUCUCUAGAAGCAUGUUUGCUUUAACACAGGAUACAACUUGCUUAUAUAAUUUAAUACUUUCUCUCUGGGGGAGUGUUUCACUAAUC